This is a messenger RNA of Corythoichthys intestinalis (scribbled pipefish), 2032 nucleotides long. Its product is annotated as sperm acrosome developmental regulator-like. Bases 321 to 1160 code for a protein of 279 amino acids. The record is from RefSeq and is a predicted model, not a curated record. NCBI's taxonomy places the organism in Eukaryota, Metazoa, Chordata, Actinopteri, Syngnathiformes, Syngnathidae. The transcript is spliced from 5 exons. Gene Ontology annotation, biological process: regulation of transcription by RNA polymerase II.
GUAGGAGAGUCGUAAGCCGCGCAUGCGCGCUGAGCAUCUGUCUAAAAAGAAUCGCUCCAUUGUGACGUAAUCGCUGUUUACGCCGAGUGUUCUACUCUGUAUCUCCGUGACGUCACGCGUGCGCAAAAUGCCGAUCACAACGGAAUGUUUUUUCUUCUUUUCUUCUCGCGUGGUUUCACCCUCGGGGGAGGCAAGAGAAGCGUCUUCACGCACGCGCACUAAACGCAAGCGGCAGCUGACGGGCGAGCGAAGAAGAAAAGUGGAGGAGAGGAACAGGAAGUUUUUGGAAAGACGCAAAACUCAGGAGCGCGUACUCGGUGAUGACCUGUGAAAAAAAGCGGAGCGGCUUCCAGAUCACCAGCGUGACCUCAGAUUUCAAUCAACCCUGGACGGGUCCAUCGGCUCCCGGCGUGAUCCUGACCGUCGUCCAGUCGAAAUCCGCCUUCCACAGCGCCCGGGGCAGCUCCUCCCAGCCCACGACGCCCUCCCCGAAGAGGAGGCAUAUAUCCCACGACCCCUUAGGGCAAGGGACGGGCGCCUCCUCCAGAUUCCGACUCGUGCGAUUGGUGGGAGGCGCCGCGGCCGGGCAGGGACAUGGCGACACGUACGGGCGCGGUCGUUGGUUGUGCACGGAGUUUAAGGAAGGACCGGGACUUAAGCGAGUCAUGGACAACAUGAGACACGCCCACUCGCUGGAGUCUCUGGAGUCAAUUAGCGGAGGGGUCUGUUUACCGUCACAGCCAAUCACAAACAAACAAACACAGGAGCGACUGGUGCCUUCUCAGCCUUCUCCGUUACACCUGGGCACUCAUCCCAAGAACCGGUCUGUCCUCAGGCUGUCUCGCUCUCAGCCGAGCUCGCCCCCUACAACUCUGACUCUCAUCCCCACUCGGACGGCGUUGGGUUUGGACCAAAACGCCGCCUUCAGCCUGCCGGCGGACAUCAGCGUGGUUGCUAUCGACAACAAGAUCGAACAGGCCAUGGACCUGGUGAAAAGUCACCUGAUGCUCGCUGUACGGGAAGAGGUGGAGCUUCUGAGGGAACAAAUCAGGGAGCUGCAAGAAAGGAACCAGCAGUUGGAGGCAGAAAAUCACACCCUGCGGAAACAGGCGCACUCAGACCCCAGACCUACUUCGCCCGCUGCUCCGCCUACGGGGUGACGGACAACUCCUGAUGAAGAUUGCCAGGGAAAAAGCCCCAUUGGACAUUUCGGUUAAAGAAACAUCACAUUUUCAUUGUGCUUGUAAAAUUUCUGCCUUCACCCUCUUCUUCUAACUUAUGGAACUCAUGGAUCAAUUUUUCUUAGGUCAUCUCUCUGACUUUGUACUACUUAAGGUGGAACCUGGGGGAAAAAAACACAAGGAGAACUUCAGAACUGUACUAACUGGACUAAGAGUGGGAACCUAUUGGUACCUCAUGAACAAAAAAAACAAGCUUCUAGUAUGAAUUGGAAUUAGGUUAUCACUAGUAGACGUCCAAUCCAUUUGAACUGGGAGGGUGGCAGCGAAUGAACAUUCGUUCAUUCGCUGCCAUCCCUCUCAGUUCAAACGGAUUGAACGUCUAUGGCUGUCAGUGGCAGUCAAUGCCAGGCAAUUAGGUAAUUUUGGGCCAUUUAAAGUCUCACUGGAACGGCAUCAAACAAAAGUUCCAGCAUCAUCACCUUGUCCAAUGCAAAUUCUUGACUCUUGACACCUUGUCCAAUGCAAAUUCUUGACAAGGUGAUGAUGCUGGAACUUUUGUUUGGUGCCGUUCCAGUGAGAUUUACAAAGAUGAAUGCCUGAAGAAGACAUCAAAAUUCCCUUAGUAAACAUUGACACCUUUUUAAAACGAUAUCUCGAUUCUUGGCAGGAGCAAAACAAGCUUCUAGUGUGAAUUGGAAUUAGGUUAUUCAUGAAUAUUCGGUCAUUCGCUGCCAUCCCUCCCAGUUCAAAUGGAUUGAACGUCUAUGGCUGUCAGUGGCAGUCAAUGCCAGGCAAUUAGGUAAUUUUGGGCCAUUUAAAGUCUCACUGGAACGGCACCAAACAAAAGUUCC